UCUGGCAAUGCAACCAAACAAUUUUCUAUCAACUCUUACCUGAUGGUAAUGUGCAAAUGGGAGAUGCUCUCCAGUUUUACGAGACGCUGAAUAAUCCUAAUAACUUCUUUCUAGUUGAUUCACAAGCUUUGACAUUUAAGUAUAAGGCCUAUAUGAUCCUGUUCACGUCGCCGAAAACGGAAAGAUUUAAUGAGGCUGUCAAAUGGACGGGUUUUAAUGAAUACUUCAUGCCGAUUUGGGAUCAAGAAGAAAUCUUCACGCUUUGGGAUCUUCAAUACAAGAAUAAGAAAAAUAAGAACGGUGAAGAGUUCACACUUAAAUUAUUCGAUGAAUUGCUUGGCAAGUGGGGUCCAAUACCCAGAUCAGUUCUUUCAAAAUGGGAUAGUAAAGCAUAUCAGAACAAAUUCGAUAGUCUUAUUGAUAACUCCGACUUAGAAACAUGC
Racocetra persica is the source of this 443-nucleotide messenger RNA. NCBI's taxonomy places the organism in Eukaryota, Fungi, Glomeromycota, Glomeromycetes, Diversisporales, Gigasporaceae. The record is from the annotation of a GenBank genome assembly.